Molecule: messenger RNA, 2181 nt
Organism: Phytophthora nicotianae INRA-310
Lineage: Eukaryota; Oomycota; Peronosporomycetes; Peronosporales; Peronosporaceae
Exons: 2
Coding region: 558-2057 (499 amino acids)
Biological process (GO): ubiquitin-dependent protein catabolic process; protein ubiquitination
Cellular component (GO): cullin-RING ubiquitin ligase complex
Molecular function (GO): ubiquitin protein ligase binding
Source: RefSeq, a predicted model, not a curated record
GGAGCUCUACCGCAAUUCGUAUAACCUGGUACUUCACAAGCACGGCGAUCUGCUCUACAGCGGCGUAGUGGGAGUCAUUACCGAGCACCUUCAGACUGUAACACAACAAGUGGCCUCUGUCUCAGAUGACAUGCUGCUCGUGGCGCUCAAUGAUCAGUGGGUUGAUCACCAGAUCGUCAUGACAAUGGUGCGCGACAUCCUCAUGUAUAUGGAUCGCACCUACGUCACGCAGAAGCGCAAGCUUCCAGUGUACGACAACGGGCUCUACAUCUUCCGGGACGUCAUCGUGCGUCACGACAGCGUACGUGACCGAGUGCGUGCUCGGCUACUGCUCAGUAUCGAGCGAGAACGACACGGAGAGCUAAUAGACCGAGAUCUCAUCAAGAGUGUGCUCCGCAUGCUCGUAGAUCUCGGUGUGCACUCCAAUACAGUGUACGAGAACGACUUUGAGAAGUUCUUCCUCGAUACAACGCUGGACUUUUACCGUGCUGAAGCCCAAUCCAUGCUGGAUGUGGCUACAUGUCCUGAGUAUUUGGAGAAGGCCGAGCAACGGCUGAAUGAAGAAGAACCAGGCGAAAGCUUUAGUGGACAUGGAGCAUUCAGGGUGUGUUGCGCUAUUCCGUGACGGUAAAACUCAGGCGCUGCGUAGGAUGUACUCACUAUUUCGACGCGUACCAAGCACGUUGCCUGAGAUCAGUGAAGCUGUGUUCCAGUACAUUAAAACGCAGGGAGACGAGAUUGUCAAGACCCAGUCGAACCCUGAGACGGCGUUGGAUGCGUCACAGUUUGUGGAAAAGUUGCUGGCAUUGCGUGAAAACUUCGUGGGUUUCUUGUCGGAUUGCUUUUUCGACGACCCGCAGUUCCACAAAUCUAUUAAGCAGGGCUUCGAGGCCUUUAUGAACACAAGCACAGUCUGUGCUGGAUACCUGGCACACUAUCUGGACGAGUUACUGCGCUCUAAGAAUCGGUUUGAAGAGGAGAUGGACACCCGCGUAACGCAAGUGAUCGCUCUGUUCCGAUAUCUACAGGACAAGGACGUCUUCGAGGAGUUCUACAAGGUUUUACUCGCCAAGCGUCUACUUAAUAGUCGCGGCACUUCGGACGAGGCGGAGAAGCUCGUUAUCUCGAAACUCAAGGCAGAAUGUGGGUACCAGUUUACGUCCAAACUAGAGGGAAUGUUCAAGGAUAUGAGUAUUUCCAAGGACCUCAUGGAGCUGUACAGGAAGUCCGGGUAUGACACCCGAGGCAGCGGUUUUGGCGUUGAUGUGUCUGUCGCCCCAAUGCCGUUGUCUGUGCACGUACUCACAAGCGGUUUCUGGCCCACGGAAAUGGCUCCUUUGUGUGAUCUUCCCCCGGAACUCGUCCAGUUGACAGAGGCAUUCGAGUCGUUCUAUUACGCACGACACAAUGGGCGGAAAUUGGCGUGGAUGGCAAACAUGGGUACAGUUGACGUUCGAGCCACAUUUUCAGCGGGUGUGGAGAACGAUAAACGUCGUCAUGAGUUAAAUGUGUCCACGUAUCAAGCUGUGAUUUUGAUGCUGUUCAACCAGCGCUCUGAAUGGCGUUUCAAGGAGCUAUUGGAGCGCACGCGAAUUGACGUAAAGGACCUGAAGCGACAUCUAAUUUCUCUCUGCACGCCGAAGUACAAGAUUUUGAUCAAGAGUUCAAAGGGCAAGCGCAUCGACGAAGAGACCGAUUUAUUCACAGUCAAUGACUCGUACAAGUCCAAGCUGCAUCGCGUACGGAUACCGCUGGUGUCUCAAAAGGAGACGUCGCUGUUGCCAGCCGUGGCGUCAAGUACAGCCAGUCCAACGGACGCGUUGCCACCUACUGUUGCUGAGGACCGCAAGCAUCUCAUUGAGGCCUCCAUCGUUCGUAUCAUGAAGACACGCAAGCAGAUGCAACACAACCAACUCAUUGCUGAGGUUACACGCCAGAUGGCCGGUCGCUUCACGCCUUCCCCACAACUCAUCAAGCUGCGUAUCGAGAGUCUGAUCGAGCGCGAAUAUCUCCAGCGCAGCACCACGGAUCGACGAAUGUACAACUAUUUAGCCUAAGAAGUACAAGUGGACGAGAGCCAUCGGGUGCAACAAGCUCCAAAGCCGCGACGAGCGAUAACAAUUUAGAGACUGAAGAGCUCCACAAGAGAGGAGGAACGCAUCAAAAUUGACGAUUCAUUUC